This is a messenger RNA of Carlito syrichta (Philippine tarsier), 1245 nucleotides long. It is a transcript of the gene KDSR, whose product is annotated as 3-ketodihydrosphingosine reductase. The coding region runs from base 1 to 951 and encodes 316 amino acids. Gene Ontology annotation, biological process: sphingolipid biosynthetic process. The record is from RefSeq and is a predicted model, not a curated record. Lineage: Eukaryota; Metazoa; Chordata; Mammalia; Primates; Tarsiidae. Gene Ontology annotation, cellular component: endoplasmic reticulum membrane. The transcript has 10 exons. Gene Ontology annotation, molecular function: 3-dehydrosphinganine reductase activity.
AUGCAGUCAAAACUGCCCAGUCGUUCCGAUGGCAGCCGCCGAGCUCUGUCUGUUGAGCAGGCUGCGAUGCUGGGGUCCCCAGCCCCCCGGGGCGAGAGGUCUACUAUUGUUCUUGCCAAAGUUGUUUUCAGCGUGCAAAGCAGUGACACUGACAAGCUGCUGCAGGCAAAGAAAGAAAUUGAAAAGCACUCUAUUAAUGAUAAACAGGUGGUGCUUUGUAUAUCAGUUGAUGUGUCUCAAGACUAUAACCAAGUAGAGAAUGUCAUAAAACAAGCACAGGAAAAACUGGGUCCAGUGGACAUGCUUGUAAACUGUGCAGGAUUAUCAUUAUCAGGAAAAUUUGAAGAUCUGGAAGUUAGUACUUUUGAAAAAUUAAUGAGCAUCAAUUACCUGGGCAGCGUGUACCCCAGCCGAGCAGUGAUCACCACCAUGAAGGAGCGCCGGGUGGGCCGAAUCGUAUUUGUGUCCUCCCAGGCGGGACAGUUGGGAUUGUUUGGUUUCACGGCCUACUCUUCAUCCAAGUUUGCCAUCAGGGGAUUGGCUGAAGCUUUGCAGAUGGAGGUGAAGCCGUAUAAUGUCUACGUUACAGUUGCCUACCCCCCAGACACAGACACCCCUGGGUUUGCCGAAGAAAACAAAACAAAGCCUUUGGAGACUCGACUUAUUUCAGAGACCACAUCUGUUUGCAAACCAGAACAGGUGGCCAAACAAAUUGUUAAAGAUGCCAUACAAGGAAAUUUUAACAGUUCCAUUGGCUCAGAUGGGUACAUGCUCUCAGCCCUGACUUGUGGGAUGGCUCCAGUAACUUCCAUUACUGAAGGGCUCCAGCAGGUGGUCACCAUGGGCCUUUUCCGCACUAUUGCAUUGUUUUAUCUUGGAAGUUUUGAUAGCAUAGUUCGUCGAUGCAUGAUGCAGAGAGAAAAAUCUGAAACUGCAGACAAAACUGCCUAAUUCCUACCCCUUGGAAGAAGACUGUUUCCAAACAAUUUGAAAAGUUUGCUGCUAAGUAGGACCCAAUUUUUGGCCUAUAGACACUUAAGUAUUGUUUUUGAAUAUAUGAGAUGGGACCAUUGCUCUUCAGAAAUCUGGCUGCCAACAAGGGAUAAAAGUUGAACUCCACACAAUACUAUCAAUUCUAUGCAAACACAAAUUAGGAGACCAUUUGACUUUCUGGGUUUAGAGGUAGAGAGGUGAUGGUCUGAGAACUAACAGCGUGCAAACAAGGUAAAGAACAGAAUUCCAGAA